This is a messenger RNA of Aspergillus pseudonomiae, 1348 nucleotides long. RefSeq names its product porphobilinogen deaminase. Gene Ontology annotation, molecular function: hydroxymethylbilane synthase activity. Gene Ontology annotation, biological process: heme biosynthetic process. Gene Ontology annotation, cellular component: cytoplasm. Lineage: Eukaryota; Fungi; Ascomycota; Eurotiomycetes; Eurotiales; Aspergillaceae. Bases 100 to 1173 code for a protein of 357 amino acids. The record is from RefSeq and is a predicted model, not a curated record. The transcript has 2 exons.
GGCUACGGCACCUGGCAGGGGUUCAAAAUUUCCAUUCUUGCGAUGAAACAACUACCUCGCUAGAGCGCAGUAAACUCCGCCGUAUACCCUUCACCCGCCAUGGGCCUUGACGUGAAUAGCUGCUCUACGCCGCAACAUAAGCCCGAAGAAGAGGUUGUUAUUAUUGGCUGCCGUAAAUCGGAGCUCGCCCUUGUCCAAACUCGUUCGAUCAUAUUUAAGCUGGGCCACACGCUCGACCCCUCUGCCAACUUUCAAAUUGCCACAGGCAGUGUCGUUGGCGAUGCCGAUAAACAGACAUCCUUUGCGGUCCUUUCCAAGCUGACAGGUGGCUCAGAUAUUGGUAAAAGCCUAUGGACAAAUGACCUGGAAUUGGACUUGGUGGCCGGCAAGGUCCACUGUCUGGUCCACAGUUUAAAGGACAUGCCGACAACGCUACCACCGCAUUGUCUUCUGGGAGCGGUCCCCGAGCGUGAGGACUGUUCCGAUGCUGUUUGUAUGCGGCCCGAUUUGAAGUUCACAUCCAUCGAUCAAUUACCACCCGGUUCCAUAGUGGGAACCAGCUCUUCCAGGAGGAAAGCUCUAGUUCGGCGGAUUUGGCCUCAUUUGGAGGUGGUAGAAUGUCGCGGCAACGUAGAUACUCGCCUUGCUAAGCUUGACGCACCUUCUUCCCCGUUUUCAUGCAUUCUCUUGGCGACCGCAGGACUGUUACGUCUGGGACUCGGUCAUCGAAUCACGCAUCGACUUGAUACUAGUAUAUUCCCUUAUGCAGUAGGUCAGGGCGCCCUCGGGGUUGAGAUUAGCACGAACCGUCCGGAUAUACUCGAGCUGGUCCGCCAUGUCGACCAUAAGCCGUCGAGGUGGCGCGGGUUGGCGGAGAGAGCGAUGCUUCGAAGUCUCCAGGGAGGAUGCUCGUCACCAAUCGGCGUGCGGUCUUCUAUGGAGCCCCUGAAAGAAGAAAACAGGUUGAUAGAGGGCACAAAACGAGGCCGUGAUGGUAGCGGCGGCCACCUUAGCUUGCACGCCAUGGUGCUGCAUAUAGAAGGAACAUCGGAGAUUGUUGCUGAGGAUGCGGCUACUGUUCAAUGCGACGAAGAAGCAGAGCAACUUGGCGUCUCAGUCGCGAACAUGCUUCUUCGCAAGGGGGCCCGGAGCCUAAUUCCAAAACAACUCUAGUUUCAACUUUUUACCCUGGAACGCAUAAACAAAGAAAAGAACCAGCCUCAGAUACCGUCCUUACAAAAGCAUGACUGACAUAGAAUUAGCUCCUUGCAGACUUUACAAAGAUGUACCGUAGAACUGUUUCACUUUCAGGUGCAAUAUAAUUACUUCGCGAGACCAUCUUUCAAUU